Eurytemora carolleeae is the source of this 4785-nucleotide messenger RNA. RefSeq names its product src substrate cortactin. Gene Ontology annotation, molecular function: actin filament binding. Gene Ontology annotation, cellular component: site of polarized growth; cortical actin cytoskeleton; actin filament. The record is from RefSeq and is a predicted model, not a curated record. The transcript is spliced from 16 exons. Bases 27 to 1544 code for a protein of 505 amino acids. Lineage: Eukaryota; Metazoa; Arthropoda; Copepoda; Calanoida; Temoridae. Gene Ontology annotation, biological process: regulation of actin filament polymerization.
UUACGAUAAAAUAGUUUUCAGAAAAUAUGUGGAAAAGUCAAGUCGGAGUUAAUGUUGGAAAAGUUACCCAGGAGGAGGAGGAAGAUGAUUGGGAGACGGAUCCUGAUUAUGUUAAUGAUAUGUCAGAGGAACAACAAAGGUGGGGUGGAGCCAGGGAUACAGGAACAAUUGAUAUGGAUUCUUUUAGAGAAGAGGUGAAAAGUGAAGACAAAGAGAACAUGAAGAAGAAGAUACUAGACAUUAACAACGCUCACGGGUACGGAGGAAAGUUUGGAGUUGAGGCAGAUAGAAUGGAUAAGUCUGCUCAUGGUCAUGAUUACAUACAUAAGGUGGAUAAGCAUGAGUCUCAAACUGAUUACAAGACAGGGUUCGGCGGAGAGUUUGGUAUACAACAGGAUAGACUAGAUAAAUCUGCCCACGGUUGGAACGAAGGACAAGGGUCAGUAGGAACCAAUUACACUAAAACUAAACCCGAAGUUCCAGCGCGUAAUGCGGGAAACCUGCGCAAUAGGUUCGAAAACAUGGCACUACAGUCCGAGGAAGAAAACAGAAAGAGGUUGGAGGAGGAACGAAAACGACGUGAUGAGAAGGAUCGGAGGGAUAGGGAGGAGGCGAAGAGGAUGGAGGAGAAGAGACAGGUUGGAGAGGAGGAGGAAAACAAGAGAAGAGAUGAGAUGAGGAUGGCAGAGCAACAACGAAUGGACAGGGAGCUUGAGGAUCAGAGAAUCAAGGAGGAGAAGGAGUUUAAGAGAAGAGAAGAAGAGGAGAGAAGGCAGAGAAACAUAGAGGAGGAGAGGAGACACAAAAUGGAGGAAGAAAUAAAGCUCCGGGAAGAAAAGAGACAGGAGGAAGUGAGGUUGAGAGAAGAGGAGAGAAAGAGACAAGAGGAGAAGUUGAUGCAGAUGAAUAGGGAGGAUGAGGAGAGAAGAGAACUUGAAGCAAGAAUAGCGGAGGAGAGAAGGAGGGAGGAUGAGGAGAGAAAACAGGAGGAAAGAAGAAUACAGGAAAUGAGACAGGAGGAGGAGAGAAGAUGGGAAGAAGAAAGACGGAGGGAGGAGGAAAGGAGGAUGAAAGAAGAACAGAAGCGAGCGGAGGAAAGACGAAUUGAAGAAAAUCAACUUAGAGAAGAUGAACUUCGCAGGGAAGAGGAACGAAGAAAGGUUGAAGGGGACAGGAAAUUGGCAGAGGCUGAGAGAAGAAGUGCCGAGACAGGAAGGCAGGAAGAUAUGAAACAAGCGGAGAAGAAUAGAGAAGAAAGAAGAGGAGAAGAGGAGCGAAGAAGGGAAGAAGAUAGAAGGAGGGAUGAUGAGACGGUUAGGCAGGAUGACCGCUAUGAUCUCCCGCCAGAGGAUGACGGCGGUGAAACAUCUGGUAUUUCUGCUAUAGCUAUUUAUGACUAUCAGGCAAUGGCCGAGGAUGAAAUCAGCUUCGACCCGAACGAUAUCAUAACAAAUAUAGAGAUGGUGGACGACGGCUGGUGGAUCGGCGAGUGUCAUGGAAGAUUCGGCCUCUUCCCGGCCAACUACGUCGAAGUUCGGCAAUGAAAUAAAAAAUUGCUCGAAUCGGCCGGCGCGCCGAAAUUUCGCGUCCAUCUUAAAUAUAAAUAUGUUGUAUGCUUUGAAAGUGUGAACUGUAGGUUUUUAUAAAUGUUUUGUAAGCAAGCAUAUUUCCGUAUUUUCAAGAACAACUCGAGACAAUUAGUAAAGAUGGUUCUUAAAUUAUUUUUAUACAACGUCAAUUUUAUUCUUUACUUGGUCUCCUGUUGGUGUUCAGUUUUAUGUACUUUAUAUCAACUUUUUAUAUUAUGUAUUCGAUGGUCAUUGGUGAAGUUGCUUCGAUAUAUUUUUUAAAGAAAUUUUUUGCGAUGUUUAAACGCCAAAUUUGUUUUAUUCAAAUUAAGUAUUAUCAUGUUGACUUAUGACAUACUAGCAUUGUGAACUAAAGUUAGUAUUGAAAGAUAACAAGUGUAAUAAACAUGGAUUACUUUGAUUUUACAUUUUACACUGUACGUAAUACUGUAAACUGUACAGGAUAAGUUACACUGUAAACUGUACAGGGUAAGUUACACUGUAAACUGUACAGGGUAAGUUACUCUGCAAACUGUAGAGUGUACAGGGUAAAUUACACUGUAAACUUUACAGGAUAAGUUACACUGUAAACUGUACAUGAUAGGUUACACUGUUAACUUUACAGGAUAAGUUACACUGUAAACUGUACAUAAAAAGUUACCCUGUAAACUCUACAGGGUAAGUUACACUGUAAACUGUACAGGGUAAUUUAAACUGUAAACUGUAUAGGGUAAGUUACUUUGUAAAUUUUACAGGGUAAAGAACACUGUAAACUGUACAGAGUAAAGUUACACUGUAAACUGUACAAAGGAAGUUACACUGUAAACUGUACAGGGUAAGUUACACUGUAAACUGAACAGUGUAAGUUACUUACAUGUAAACUGUUCGUUGUACACGGUUUGUCAUUUGGUCACUGUUUGUUUUGUGGAUCAAGAGAAUUUAGUCUAAUGUUUAGAAUUUGAAUAACCUUUUUCUAUUGAUUAGAUCAUUAAAAAAAUAAACAAAAUAUAAAUUAUGCAUAACACCAGCUAAUUUUUUUCGAAGUAUCCACAGUCAAUAGAAUUAGGAUAUCAAUUUUUUGUAUUAAAUUUUUCUUGCUUGUUAUGAUUUUGUCGAAUUUUCAUGAUGAAAUAUGUUAAGUUUGAUAUAUACACUACAGGGUAUCCCAAUAAACUUGGGAAUUCAGUGACUACUUUUAUAUCGUCUUCGAUCCAUGUGGCAUUUUUCAUUAACACGAUUAUUGCAGUAUUCAAGCUUAAACAUCUAAUAUCGAAAACUCCUGAUUUUGAGAUUUUAAAAAUGUGGUCUACAAUUUUUGUGUGAUCAAAAUUGACGAAAAUAUUGCAAAAUUUGUACAAAUUUCAAGUUAUUUAAUAAAUCAACAUUGUCGUAAUAUUUAAUAUCUUCGUCAAGUUUUAAGAGACCACCAUAAGGUGACCACUUUUUAAAAAGCUCAUCAGAGUACAGCCUCACUUUUUACUUUCUUUGUCAUGCAUUAAAUGUCAAAAAUCAAAGACGACUUUCAAGUCGUCUUUUAAUCCCCAUGUUUAUUGGGACUACCUGUAUAAUUCGUGCAGUUUAAGUAAAUUUUAAAAAUGAAAUGAUUGAUGGAAGAAGGAAACUGCAUUAUUUAUAUUAAAUUGGGAUCCUAUGUUGUUAAAAAUGUUGCAAGCUUGUUUCUGAUGUCCUAAGUGUUGACAGCACUCAGCCAAAUGGAGUGAAAUAAUAAUGAGUUAUAUGGAGUAAAAUAUCCGGUCAGAUUGUGAAGGGGGGGGAAUAGUUGCCCCCCCCCUCCAGCUGUUCUGGAACCCCUUGAUCUAAAAAUGGAAUCUCCCGGAAGAAAGUAAAAUGUUUAGUUAGAUGAGGAUUGGUGGGCUGGAGACCUGAACGGUAGAACAGGAAUAUUCCCGGCCAACUAUGUGGAACUCUUGUAAUAUAUUAUAGGAUGGGGGGGGGGGGGUGCUUUCUUCAUUGUUAAUUUUUAGAUAUCUAUUGUGUCAAACUAAAAAUGUAAUUGAAAUAUUGAAAUGUGAUUAUGUGUCCAAGCUGUAGAUUGAUUAUGUUCAUUAACUGUGAUUAUGUUAAGAUAUAUAUAAGGAAUAGGGAAUGUAUUUAAAUAUGCGUAUUAUAUUGUACAAUGCACAUGAAUGUUUACAGUGCACAAUACUCUGUACAUAGCACAUUUGAAUGUCUACAGUAAAGAGCACAUUUUAAUAUGCACAUUGCAAUGUUCACAGUAUACUGUUCAAUGCACACUUGAAUCCAUACAAUUAACAAUACCCUGUUUGUAUUCAAUUGUACAGCGCACAUUUGAAUUGCUAUUGUAUACAUUACAGUAUUCAAUCUAAUUGUAGAAAGUAUAAUUACACUGUAGUUUGCAUAUUUGAGGGUUCGCAGUACAUUGUGGAUGUAUAUAGAGCACAGCACGCUGUACAGUGUACAAUGCAAAUAUGAGUGUUUUCAGUACAGAGUGAAAUUUACAACGCACAUUAAAAUGUUUACAGUAAAUAUUUCACGGUAAAACGAAAAUUUGAAUGUUAACUGUAUAAAGCACAUUUUAUUUUUUACAGUGACCAGCACACUGUACAAUCCACAUUCAAGUGUUAACAGCAAAUAGUACACUAUCCUUUUUACAUUUAUUGUAUUCAGUAAACAAUACACUGUACAGUGUACAUUGUACAACGCACAUUUGAAUGUGUAAACAGUACAAGUUUUUAAUGCACAUUUAAAUGUUUUCAUUAAAAGUUUAAUAUACAUUGCACGUUUAAGUGUUCACUGCACAAUACAGUGUACAAUGCACAUUUGGAUGUAAAUAGUGCAAGCGUACACUGUACAAUGCAUCAUGUCAAUGUUUACAGUUCAAAGUACGCUGUACAAUGCACAUGUGACUGUUAACAUUGAACAGUACAUUACAAUUGUCAUAUUUUGUGCAUCAUGAACUAUUCCUCGACCCUAAUUGUGUCUUCCCAAAUUCAGACAAGUUUUUGUAAUAUUAUGAUUUAUGUAAUUGCAAUUAUAUUAUUAAGUCAGGGUUUAAUAAAACCAACAAUUUAUAAUUUUCCAAUUAUCAAUAUCAAAUUCAAAUGAUCCCUUAAUCCUGUAUUCCCCCCCCCCCCUGAAUAUUCUACCCUGUUAGUAAUCCUGUAACAUUAUGAUUAAAUAUUAAUUGAAAUAAUUGUUUAAACUGUUGUCAUUCAUUUGUUCUAAUUUCAGAAAA